Molecule: messenger RNA, 1912 nt
Organism: Colossoma macropomum (tambaqui)
Lineage: Eukaryota; Metazoa; Chordata; Actinopteri; Characiformes; Serrasalmidae
Gene: stac3
Product: SH3 and cysteine rich domain 3
Exons: 13
Coding region: 255-1259 (334 amino acids)
Biological process (GO): skeletal muscle contraction; positive regulation of voltage-gated calcium channel activity; positive regulation of protein localization to plasma membrane
Cellular component (GO): extrinsic component of cytoplasmic side of plasma membrane
Molecular function (GO): protein binding
Source: RefSeq, a predicted model, not a curated record
CACACAUACACACAGACACACACCCUAUGCCCAUUUUAGUGAUCAGAGGAAGGACUGUGGGUUAUAGUACACAUAAGCCACGGAGAACAUAGUUCUAGCUGGCAUCUGACUGGAGUUUAGGAACUUUCUAGACCUGUGACUGUUAUUUAUUACAACGUACUUGUGCGUUAAAUCUUUAACUGAGAUCUGCCAACUGGACUGCAAAUCUUGCUCAGUCAGCAGCAGAGUGAAAACUGCCAAAGCCCUUCUGCACCAUGGCUCAGUAUGACCAACUUGAGGAUAAAGACUCAGUGGAUAUCCAUGAUAACCCACCAGUACCUGAUAACGUGGUCAGAGAGGAUGAAAACACUGUAUAUUUUGUGUAUGAUGAAGAGGUAGAGGAAGAGGAGGCUCCUCCGCCCCCCACCCCUGAACCUGUAGUGCUGGUGAAUGACAGGCCGCAUAAGUUUAAGGACCAUUACUGCAAGAAGCCCAAGUUCUGUGACGUCUGUGCUCGAAUGAUUGUCCUCAAUAACAAAUUUGCCCUGCGCUGCAAGAACUGCAAGACCAACAUUCAUCACGCAUGCCAGUCAUACGUGGAGUUCCAGAGAUGCUUUGGCAAAAUACCACCAGGUUUCAGACGAGCAUACAGCUCCCCUUUGUAUGAUCAGGAGAUAAAUAACCCUGGCCAGCAAAAUCGCAGUGACCCAGUCUUUGAUACACUGCGUGUUGGGGUUAUCAUGGCCAAUAAGGAGAGGAAGAAGGCAUCAGAAGAUAAAAAGAAUAUGAUGAUGAUGAUGAUGGAAGAGGAAGAGGCCCAGCAGCCAAAAGAGGAUGAAGAAGGGGGUGAGGGAAAGCAGGAUGGAGAUAAGAAAGACAAGACAGCUGCAGAUGACAAGAAUAAGAAGCAGCAGCAGACCUUCAGUCAGUCUCACUACUACAUGGCUCUGUACCGCUUCAAAGCAAUAGAGAAGGAUGACCUGGAUUUCCACCCUGGAGAUCGUAUUACAGUUAUUGAUGACUCUAAUGAAGAAUGGUGGCGGGGUAAGAUUGGGGAGAAGACAGGUUACCUGCCAAUGACUUACAUCAUCAGAGUGCGUGCAGGAGAGAGAGUCUACAAGGUCACUCGAUCCUUCGUGGGGAACAGAGAGAUGGGCCAGAUCACACUAAAGAAAGACCAGAUCGUGGUGAAGAAAGGAGAGGAGGUGAAUGGUUAUCUGAAGGUCAGUACAGGCCGCAAACUGGGCUUCUUCCCUGCUGACCUGCUGCAGGAGAUCUAAACUGCACCAUUGGUCCACCCUGCCGGAGAAAAACAAAGUAGAGUUUAAUAUGUUACUUGUCAUGUUAUUCUGUAUUCUGCAGUGGGGCAUUAUUUCCCUCAGCCUCAUCAGUUUGACAGAAUUAUAUAUCAUUUUCAUGUUUUCAUUCAUCAUUGCACUCCCACUGCAAUACCCAGCAGGCAUUACGCAAAUACAUCAUACAGACAUUGGGAAUCCCUGUGGUGUCAACCAAUCCUGACCACUAGCUUAAUCACUAAAAUAUAGGCUAACAAAUACAAACAUGCUAGCAUUAGUGUAAUGCUGCCUGCAAGUCCUUCUCAGAAGUUCCUCGGAAGUACGACUUGAUUUGUGUUUAAGUGGCUAUGGUCGGAAACAAGAUAAGAUAAGCUUUUUUGUUUACGUUUGUUUUUAUUUAACUAAAGAGAAUCCGUUUAUGCUGCAUUACUGCAACAAAAUGAUAAGCACAGGAUGCCAAUACGUCAAAAAUCAAACAGAAGCACAUGUAAACAUAAGUUUACAUGUGCUUCUGUUUGAUUUUUGAUGUAUGGAUGAUUGUAGCCUGCAGUGUUCACGUGUGGCCCCUGAAUAACUGAAGUACAACCAGUUUACAAUACAACUAUCAGUGGCUGCUGUUGCUUUUUUGCCAACACACC